This is a messenger RNA of Malus domestica (apple), 857 nucleotides long. Its product is annotated as ribulose bisphosphate carboxylase small subunit, chloroplastic. Lineage: Eukaryota; Viridiplantae; Streptophyta; Magnoliopsida; Rosales; Rosaceae. The record is from RefSeq and is a predicted model, not a curated record.
AUAGGAGCUGCGUAUCUCAACCAAAAGAAGUAAAGCACUCAAAGAAGAGAAAGCAGAGAGAGAGAGCAAUGGCUUCCUCCAUGAUUUCCUCCGGUACCGUGGCUACAGUUUCCGCCCCCGCUCAAGCCAGAAUGGUUGCUCCAUUCACCGGCCUCAAGUCCUCCUCAGCUUUCCCUGUCACCAGAAAAAGCAAUGACAUUACCUCUAUUGCAAGCAAUGGAGGAAGAGUGCAAUGCAUGCAGGUGUGGCCUCCACUUGGACUGAAGAAGUUCGAGACCCUCUCUUACCUUCCUCCCCUUUCUACCGAGUCCUUGGCCAAGGAAGUUGACUACCUCCUCCGCAAAAACUGGGUUCCCUGCUUGGAAUUUGAGUUGGAGCAUGGAUUCGUGUACCGUGAGAACCACAGAUCCCCAGGAUACUAUGAUGGAAGGUACUGGACAAUGUGGAAGCUGCCCAUGUUCGGAUGCACCGACUCUUCCCAGGUGUUGAAAGAGCUGGAAGAGGCCAAGAAGGCCUACCCCCAAUCCUUCAUCCGUAUCAUCGGAUUCGACAAUGUCCGUCAAGUGCAGUGCAUCAGUUUCAUCGCUUACAAGCCUCCAGGCGUCUAAGUUGUUCUACAAUUUUCAUAAAUAAUGUUGUUGUUGUAUGUACCAUUGUGGCUCUUAGCCAAGGGUCCCGGUGGUCUGUUUAAGUUUGUAUUUGAUUAGGGCUUUCAAGACCUCUGUCUAUUUGUUUCUUUAAUUCUCUGUCCCUUUUUCGAGGCACUCUCGUUUGUUUUCGAAUUUGGUGUUUUAUCGGAUUCAAGAUGGUGUUGAUUGAGAAAUUCAUGAUUCAAUGAGAUCCGUAUUUUAUUUUUA